UGAGCUGCGUGGUUGGUGGGGCUGCUGUUUGUACAGUCCCUCAGUCAGAGCGUGUAUGAGGGCUAAUUACUGCCCUCUGCCUCUCUCUCCCUCGCGCUCUCCUCAUUCCUCCCAGACUCGCUCCAAGCAACUAGGAAGCGCCGCGCUCGGUCCCAGCCUAAUUUGCUGUCCGCGAGCAGCGGCGGACCGUGCCACCGGCCCACGAGGAGCUCCGCGCUCGCGCUCCUGGGACUUUAUCGGUCCGCGCGCUUUCAUCCAGCCGCUCGCGGCGCAGAUGUAAGACGCCGGUCCAAACCGGAGCUUUUUUUUCAGCGGGAGGAGACUCUCUGUCGUCGCCAUGGAGGACCGCUGUUCCCCGGAAAACGAGAGGAUGGAAGCGUGGCUGGACGACCACCUGGAGUUCACCCACUCCUACUUUGUCAAGAAGGCGUCAAGGGAGAUGGUGAAUGCCUGGUUUGCUGAGCGUGUCCAUACCAUCCAGCCGUCUGUGUCUAAAGAAAACUCUUCGCAGCAGCGGACGCAUCAGUCCACCUCAGAUCUUUGCCCGUCUUCUAACCCCACUAUCCUCUCGUCAGCCCUUACCCUCCUGGACAACCGCUGCUCCUCUCCAGCCACUGUCCCCAGCCCGGCUCCUGGUACCCCAACUCGCAAAAUCUCAGCUUCAGAGUUUGACCGCCCAUUGAGACCCAUUGUGGUUAAAGACUCGGAGGGGUCCCUCACAUUUCUGAGUGACUCUGAACGGGAACCCGUGCCUCUCUUUGGUUCAGUGAUGGGGGAGAAUGGUGGCAGUGGUGAUGGUAGCGUUAGGGGUGGAGACCGCUGUACCAGGCUGCUGGAGCUGGUAAAGGAAGUAUCGAGUCAUCUGGAUGUGACGGCACUCUGCCAUAAGAUUUUCCUGCACAUCAAUGAGCUGAUCGCUGCAGAUCGAUACUCACUUUUUCUGGUGGGCGAGGAUAGCUCCAACAGGAAGUUCUUGGUCAGCCGGCUGUUUGAUGUUGCUGAAGGAUCCACAUUGGAAGAAUCCUCCAGUAGCUGCAUUCGGCUAGAAUGGAACAAGGGGAUAGUUGGGCACGUAGCUUCAACGGGGCAACCACUCAAUAUCAAGAAUGCAUAUGAGGACCCAAGAUUCAAUGCAGAAGUCGACCUGAUCACAGGCUACAAAACCCAGAGUAUACUUUGUCUACCCAUCAAGAACCACAGAGGAGAGGUAGUUGGAGUGGCCCAGGCUAUUAACAAGAAAUGUGGAGAGGAUGGUGCCUUCACUGAACAGGAUGAAAAGGACUUCUCGGUCUAUCUGGCCUUUUCAGGCAUUGUUCUGCACAACGCACAGCUGUAUGAGACCUCGCAGCUGGAAAACAGACGCAAUCAGGUGCUGUUGGACCUGGCCAGUCUGAUCUUUGAGGAGCAGCAGUGUUUGGAGGUUUUGUUACGGAAGAUUGCUGGAACCAUCCUGUCCUUCAUGCAGGCUCAGGCCUGCACUGUCUUCAUCGCUGAUGACGACUCAAUGAAUUCUUUCUCCAGCGUGUUUCACAUGGAACAUGAGGACCUGGCUGAAGUCCUAGAUGCCCCCAAAAGAGACUGUGAUGUCAGUCAGAUAAACUACAUGUACGCUCAGUAUGUCAGAAACACCAUGCAGCCUCUUAACAUCGCAGACGUCACCAAGGACCAGCGCUUCCCUUGGACGUGUGAAAGUCUUGAUAACUCCAGCAGCCGGAUAAAAAGCCUGCUCUGCACCCCCAUCAGGAAUGGCAAAAAAGACAAAGUCAUAGGUGUGUGCCAGUUGGUGAACAAAACGGACGAAACAUCAAGCAGCAUUAAGGCAUUCAAUAGAAAUGACGAGCAGUUCCUGGAAGCGUUUGCCAUCUUCUGUGGCCUCGGCAUUCAGAACACGCAGAUGUAUGAAACAGUGGAGAGAGCCAUGGCCAAGCAAGAGGUCACUCUGGAGGUUUUGUCGUAUCAUGCCUCUGCCACUGAGGAGGAAACCCGGGAACUCCAGGUAACAGUGGUGGCCACAGUCCCUUCAGCACAAUCGUUGCGUCUGUUGGACUUCAGCUUCAGUGACUUCGACUUGUCAGACGCUGAAACCAUCCUUGCAACUAUCCGCAUGUUUGUUGACCUCAACCUGAUCCAGAACUUCCAAAUGAAGUACACGAAUUUAUGCCAGUGGGUUCUGAGUGUUAGGAAGAACUACAGAAAGAACGUGGCGUAUCACAACUGGAGACAUGCAUUGAACACGGCUCAAUGCAUGUUUGCUCUUCUCAAGUCAGGACACUUACAGAACAACCUGAAUGAUCUGGAGAUCUUGGCUCUGAUGAUUGCAACUCUCUGCCAUGACCUGGACCACAGAGGAGUCAACAACUCUUACAUACAAAGGAGUGAUCACCCACUGGCCCAGCUGUAUUGCCACUCUACAAUGGAGCAUCACCACUUUGACCAGUGCCUCAUGAUCCUCAACAGUCCUGGAAACCAGAUCCUCAGUGGUCUCUCUUUGGUAGAAUACAAGACCACACUGAAGAUGAUUGAGAAGGCAAUACUGGCCACAGACCUCGCCCUGUACAUGAAAAGACGAGAAGAGUUCUUUGAGCUCACCAAGAACAACCAGUUUGUUUGGGAGGACGACCAUCACAGAGACCUUCUGAGGUCAAUGCUGAUGACUGCAUGUGACAUCUCUGCCAUCACUAAGCCCUGGCCGGUGCAAAAAAGGAUUGCAGAGCUGGUGGCCACUGAAUUCUUUGAGCAGGGGGACAAGGAGCGUCGGGAACUGAACAUUGAGCCUAUCGACCUGAUGAAUCGUGAGAAAAGAGAUAAGAUACCCAGCAUGCAGGUUUCCUUUAUUGAUGCCAUUUGCGUUCAGUUAUAUGAGACUUUGGCUGGUUUGUCAGAGCACUGCUCCCCUCUGCUGGAAGGGUGUCAGAAAAACCGGCAACAUUGGAAGCGUUUGGCUGAGGACUGCGAGAAAGGCCUGGCCAAUGGUCUGGUGUGAUCCCAACCACAGUUUGCCUUGUGGAAAAAUUCUCCUGUAACCCAGACUCACUAAACCUUCAUAAAAUUAUCAUGAUACAAAGACCAUGUCAUGAGGACAUCGGGGCCUAAACAUUUUCUGAAAAGGGAAGGCCACCAUCAGGUCUCAAAGGUCAUAAGGUUCUCACUAAGCAAAUAUCCCAAACCCGGCACAACAGCCAUGCUGUCUGUCCAAAAGCUGCAUGUUCUGAUGUGUUUCAUUCACCUUGGAAGAUGGAGCUGAGAUCCUGAGAAUGCCAUGGAUACUGCGGCUCCCAUCUCCAGUGGUCUUUGGGCGAGACCCCUGGACAGGUUACCAGUCCACCACAGGGGAACAGAGACACACAGGACAGGCAAUCAUGCACACACACCUUAAGUGCAAUUUAGAGGGUUCUCAGUUCCAACUUCAAAGUACAAAUGGAACGCACAAUUACAAUGUAAACUAACACGUACAAUGUUAAGCUAAUGUUCGGGUACAACAGAGUGAUGAACAUGUAACAGAUUUCACUUGUGACAGCAUACCUCGUAUAACACUAGAGACUAAUACGUGAGAAUGUUACCUGAAUUAGGCCGAGAUCUAAAACAAUGCUGAUUCAUCAGGGUUUUAUUUUCUGUGAUAAACCCAUUAACACGUGGACACUGCGGGAUGUUAACCCCACAAUUACUAUUUCUCAUCACCUGGUUCUUGCACCAGCAGCUAGCAUAGAGGAAGUGACGGACACGUUAACGUUAGCCUGUUAGCAUGGCGCCUAGAUUUCAUGGCUGAUUUUCUUCCAUUGUCCCAGCCAUCUUGA
Fundulus heteroclitus (mummichog) is the source of this 3794-nucleotide messenger RNA. RefSeq names its product phosphodiesterase 5A, cGMP-specific, b (gene pde5ab). The record is from RefSeq and is a predicted model, not a curated record. NCBI's taxonomy places the organism in Eukaryota, Metazoa, Chordata, Actinopteri, Cyprinodontiformes, Fundulidae. The transcript is spliced from 22 exons. Gene Ontology annotation, biological process: signal transduction. The coding region runs from base 338 to 2983 and encodes 881 amino acids. Gene Ontology annotation, molecular function: protein binding; 3',5'-cyclic-GMP phosphodiesterase activity.